CAUGUACAGUGGGGACCAAUAGGCCCCCCGGGUUCACAAAAUCUUCUGCAACAUCUGUACUGUAUCUGCAGGAGGACACGUGUCUGUUGUGCACACAGCGCUCUUCUUUUGAAAUACUUGACCGGAAGUAGCUGUUUGUCUGGACAGACUGCAGUCAGAUAAGUUAGAUGUAGUUUAUGCAGCGGUAUGGAAUAAUUUUACGUUUGUGUUUCAGUCUGGUCCGUACGUCAUUUUCAUUGAACUACUGGCCGUAGUCCAAUUAACAUUCAUGUCGUUAAUCCCGCUCGGUCAGCUAACUCUGUAACGUUUCCGUUAGCUUUGUUGACACGACAGGAAAGAUCACCGCUAACUUAGCACUGAAGUUAACGCUAGCAGCGUCGUUCACAUAACGGACUACCCAGUCAGCUAACGCCUGCUACCUACACCUAGGCCAGGAGCCACUCAUUAAAGACUGACAAUUUAAUUUAGUUUUUGUCAUAACGGGAGCCUUUUAAUAGUUGGCGUUUUGGUAAUCUUACCCGCUAUAUAGCCACUAUAACUGUUAGCAACAUUUUAGUGCGGCUAGCUGAGCUGAGUUACGGUUCAGAGGAAGGUAAGGAAAUCGCUACGUCGUGGUCAAAACGGGCUUAGUGUUUGCUUUUAAAAGUUGACAUUUCCACUUCUGAUGAAGUAGCUGGAGGAUAAGAAAGGUGCUAUGGUGUCUGCGAUACCGCUGGUCAGUAAACCACACCUUUAACGGGGAGUGACACAUAACAGUUCCCAUUUUGUCGCUUCUUACUCGCCAACACACACAGCGCACCUGCCAAGUUGAAGACCUGACAGUGAGACACCCAAUCCAGCAUGAAGGCCCUCGGAUCCAGAUUCUCCUUCUAUGCAGGUUUUGUGGUGGGAACCUUUACACUGUACGUGUUUCUGCGGCAGCUGUGGUUUGAGAGGACCUUGACAGCUCAGCAGCCCAGCAGCUUGAACAAACUUCAUGACCACCAGCAACAGCUUGAGGAAGAGAGGAAGAUAUGGAAGAAAGAAAGGUCUGCUCUUUUCAACCUGAAGCACCCUCAUCAUACAGGUGAGGAUAGUCGCAUGGCUGAUGAACUAUACAAAAAGGUGCGCAUUCUUUGCUGGGUGAUGACUGGACCCAGCAACCUGGAGAAGAAGGCUCGGCAUGUGAAGUCCACAUGGAGUCGUCACUGCAAUGUUGUGGUCUUCAUGAGCUCUGUGGAGGACCCCGACUUCCCCACUGUGGGAUUGGGUACAAAGGAAGGUCGGGAUCAGCUGUACUGGAAAACAAUCCGAGCGUUUCAUUAUGCCUACGAGCAUCAUAGCCACGAGGCAGAUUGGUUCCUCAAGGCAGAUGACGACACCUACGUAAUCGUAGACAACUUGCGGUGGGUUCUUGCAAACCACACGCCAGACGAGCCGAUUUACUUUGGCCGAAGAUUCAAGCCCUACACCAAGCAGGGCUAUAUGAGUGGUGGAGCGGGUUAUGUGCUGAGCAAAGAGGCUCUGCGGCGAUUUGUGGAAGGUUUUAAAAGCAAACAGUGCACUCACACUACCUCUGUAGAGGACCUGGCAAUGGGACAGUGCAUGGAGAAAGUUGGGGUGCUGGCUGGAGACUCCAGAGACACUGCGCACAGGGAGACAUUUCACCCCUUUGUCCCUGAGCAACACCUCACUGCCAAGUUCCCCAAGAGCUUCUGGUACUGGAGCUACUGCUACUACCCCAUCUCAGAGGGUCCAAACUGCUGCUCAGACGUGUCGGUGUCUUUCCACUAUGUAGAUGCUUCACACAUGUAUUUAUUGGAGUACUACACAUAUCACCUGCGUGCCUUUGGCUACAGAUACCGUUACCAGCCCCCUGCCCCACUAGGCUAUAAUACUGAGCAGUCAGGGUCCUGGGACACUGCAGAAGGACAAGAAGAACUUGCUUCUCAAGUGAAAGGAAGAGGAGAGGGUGAUGAUCUGUCCAGGACUGAGAAGAAACAGGAUUCAGAUCCACCUCCUGCAGCUGGCAAAGAUCCUCCUGUUGCGUCAGUGGACAAAUAACCGUGCGACUGAGUAGGUGUGUGAAGGGGACUGUUAUUUCAAAGAGGUGUGAUGUGUGUUUUUAAUGUUUGCUUAUUCAUUCUGAUUAUCUUGGCUCAUAUUUCUACAAGAGCAGAAGAAAGUCCACUUUGAUCUGAGGUUUGCCCACAUAGAUGUGCAUUGCCUGAGGAUUCUUGAGCUGUAGGACUGCUACUAGUGUAAACUGUAACUGAAAGACUGGUUUUGAUUAAUCAACUAUUUGUUUGGUUUAUAAUAUGUCAGAAAAUAGUGAAAAAUACCUGUUAAGAUAUCCUGAAGCCCAAGGUGACGUCUUCAAAUGACUAAUUUGUCUGACGGACAGUCAAAAACCCCAAAAUGAUCUGUUUAUUGUCAGGAGGGACAAAAUAACAGCAAAUCCUCAAAGGGAGGACCUGAACCACAGUUGUGUUUGGCAUUUUUGGUAGAAAAGAAAGACUUGAACGAUUAAUGGAUUAUUGAAAUAAUUGCUCAUUAAUUUUCUGUUGAGUGACUAAUUGAUUAAUAAACAUUUCAGCUCUAUUGAUUAUUAUUAAUGACAUUCUGUAAGUGAAGGCCGUUUUCUGUUAGUCAAUGUGAAAAUGCAGCAAAAGUAUUUUGUCGCAAAAAUGAUUUGAAAAAUUUCUGAUCUCUACAUUCAGCUAAAUAAAAGUUUUGUCAGCCAUGAUCUUGCAGCUCUAAUCAAGUGCCAGUUAAUAGAAUAAGUUAAAUACAUCUUACCGAUAUCCUUCCCAAAACUUUUAACAUUUAAAAACACAACUAAGAUACAAAGUUAUUUUCAUAGGAAAUCCUUGUUUGGAUGCAUCUAUAUUUCUCUACAGCUAAUUGAGCUACAUUGAUGAGACCACGAUGCUUUGAAUGGAAAGUCCAGGUGACGAAAUUUAUACAUUCCAGCCAAAGAUUUCCCUGUGGGAUAAGAUCAGACUGAGGACAGACAAACCAGUAUUUGUGAACUUGGAGAUUGUCGAUUUAGUUUAAUUUUUUAUGACGUGUGUGUUCAGUCACACUCUUAUGUGUUCUGUCAUCCAUCCUUGGUGGCCAGACGCACCUUCAUCUGAACGAGGAAGUAGUCCCUUUUCGCACGUCUUUUUUUGGAAUGAAACAUGAAACUCGAAACCAAACCAGACAUGGCACAUCGUUUUCUAUUUGUUCUUCCAGAAACUGGCCUUUGAUACACACACUUCACAGUUCCCUGCAUCUUCCCCCAGUGGACUCAUUAGCUUGUGCCUUGUAAAUUGAGAUUGUAUGAGCCAACAGCUGCACACAUGACUUUGCACUGUGACAUUACCAUGAUGAGAGUGAUGCUUUCAGAUGGAGUAUAAUUUAAUUGAAUCCCUCCAAUGUAAUGAGUGUGGCCUUUGGGCAAGCCAGCUGAUGACUUGUUCAUGACAGCUUUUCUUUCUUUUCUUUUUUGAAUAGGCAAGAUUUUUUUCUUUUAUACAAUUGUAGUUUCAAAAAUAUUGUGUAUUUUCUAAAUCCUGGGCAGGCCAGACAUUUUCUGUUGUAGUUAGCACAUUGUGUAUAUUUAAAAUGAUCCAUAACAAUUUCUUCACUACUUUGUAACCAAACAAAGUUUGGAGAGCUAAUGUUAUGGGAGAUACAGUAAUUACCAAAUACAGAAAAUGGUUUCAGGAAUCAAAACGAACAAAUUUGUCAUUUAAGUUAAAAUUGAAUGCACUUUUCAGUGUUAUUAUUGCCAUUUUUUUUCUUUUUAACCACUUAAACCUUUUAUUCUCCUUCAUUGUUAAAGAUGUAUGAGGUGACUAAUGCCUAUGAAAAUGCCUUUUUGUAAGUGUUUAUACUUGGUUUCCUUCUGUACAUGAUCACAGAGCAUGUUCAGUUUUGUGUUUUGUGUUUGAAAUGGAAAAAGUCCAGUUUAAACCAAAUCAGCAUGUUUUACUUAAGUUUCUGUUGAAAUUAAUGCACAUCUUCCUUUUCAAGUGAAAUAACAGCCUUUGGACAUUUUAGUAGCAAAACACUUGACUGAUAUCGCUGCGUUACCAUCAGUGGAUCUAAUUUCUGCUGGCCCAAACCCCUUGUUGAUCUGAACUGCCACGUCUGUUCCUGAUGGCGGUGAUACAAAACAUUCAGUCCUCAACAAUCUUCUCCAACAUUCAAAUUUUAUUAAAGAGAAAGGUGUACAGUAUUGUAUUUAUAUUUCAAAUGUAUUUAUGUUGGUAUUGACAUAUGAAUUGAGUCAAUACUGUUUAAUGUGUAAAUGAGUUUGCGUGAGUGUGUGAGCACAUGUGAUCAGUGUGCAGGAUUGUUUUCUGUGAACGGUACUUUAAUCACUAUAAAUAAAUGCAUAUUUUAUUGUA
Messenger RNA from Seriola aureovittata, 4376 nucleotides. It is a transcript of the gene c1galt1lb, whose product is annotated as core 1 synthase, glycoprotein-N-acetylgalactosamine 3-beta-galactosyltransferase 1, like b. The transcript is spliced from 4 exons. Lineage: Eukaryota; Metazoa; Chordata; Actinopteri; Carangiformes; Carangidae. Gene Ontology annotation, molecular function: N-acetylgalactosaminide beta-1,3-galactosyltransferase activity. Gene Ontology annotation, cellular component: membrane. The record is from RefSeq and is a predicted model, not a curated record. The coding region runs from base 841 to 2043 and encodes 400 amino acids.